This is a messenger RNA of Exophiala oligosperma, 1731 nucleotides long. RefSeq lists its product as uncharacterized. Gene Ontology annotation, biological process: double-strand break repair via homologous recombination; DNA strand invasion. Gene Ontology annotation, molecular function: ATP-dependent DNA damage sensor activity; ATP binding; four-way junction DNA binding. Bases 64 to 1392 code for a protein of 442 amino acids. Gene Ontology annotation, cellular component: Rad51B-Rad51C-Rad51D-XRCC2 complex; replication fork; centrosome. NCBI's taxonomy places the organism in Eukaryota, Fungi, Ascomycota, Eurotiomycetes, Chaetothyriales, Herpotrichiellaceae. The transcript is spliced from 2 exons. The record is from RefSeq and is a predicted model, not a curated record.
GUCGUCUGUAACCUUCCUUCCGACGCACUCUGCAAAAGAACUUAUUGAGAGAAUGGCGCGAGCAUGUCGGCGGAACAAUAUGGCGCCAGACUUCUCGAGGAUGUGCAAGAGGAGUGUCUAGAACAGUUUCUUGCAGAGGUCAGACUCAGAUCAUCACGCUCACAUCUACAUCCACGUACUCGCACAAGAAAUGUCACCACCACAUUCGAUCGGCUCGAAGCCUUGUUGGAUCCAUGGACUAUUGUACGACCAGAACCUUCGUCAACUCGACACACAGGAUUAGAAUCGCCAUCUUUUGUUACCACAGCACAAAGUCCGAUCACUCGUGUUGACCUGGUCGGUGAGGGCGAAGGCUAUGAAGAUGUCACAAGUGGUCGCAAUGACUACAACCGACGUCCUCCACCACAUCGCGGUCUCUCCUCAUCAACGGCAACGACGGUCGAGAUAACGUCGGGCAAAUCCUGUCGCGGCAAGACUACACUCCUCUAUUACCUUUCCGCAUUGACGGCACUACCCAAAACCCAUGGAGGUCGAGGUUCGGUGGUGGUUUACAUCGACUCCGACGGUGCCUUUUCAUCGACUCGUCUCCACCGAGUGAUGCGGCACUGUCUAAGCCCAUCUACACUGCACGCGCGAGAAGACACGUCGGUACGACCACUCGACUCUGAUGAUGAAUCCCUCGAGAGUCUAGCUCGCGAAGCUUUGAAUCACGUUCUCGUCUUUCGUCCUCAGUCUUCCUCGCACCUCCUUUCGAUCCUCGACUCCCUGCCGACCGUACUGCUCGAUCGGACCAAACAUUCCAGUAUCCAUCGCACGUUGGGCCUUUUGGUCGUCGACUCGGCCACUUCCUUCUACUGGCAAGACAGACUGGACAGGGACAUGGCCCGUCUUAUUCAGUCCAAAUCUCCAGGGUCUACACUCGACGUCGUACCCGAGACACGCGAAACUUUUUCUAGAACCACCCGGAUCAUCCAACGUUUGAAGAGUCUACAAGAGAGGUUCGAAUGCGCCGUCAUAUUCAGUACGAAUUCUUCUUCUUCGUCGUCGUCGUCGAAAGCGAGUGCCACUGCUCAAGUCCAGUCAAAUCUACAACCACCGCCACCGCCGAAUGAAAACAACAACACACCAUCAAGGUCUCCUUGGACGAACUACGCCAGACUGACACUACACUUGGAAAAGACUCUGGUCCCACAGUUUGCCCCUCACAUGUCGAUGGACGAAUGUCUGCGGGACGCCGAGAAAAGGUUCGAAGCCGUGAAGGAUUCGAAAAUAACUGCCACCGUCACCACCAACAAACGUCACCACCAUCUCGAUCGAGGGGGUGAAGAACAAAGGAGGAGGCAAGAUCUUGGUUUUGCUUUCAAAGUCAACGAUGGCGGCAUCGAGUUUUGAAACGACACGCGAAGAUUCUUGAUCCUUUUCACAAAUCCCAAGAAUAUACUUCUUCGGCAGCUCCUCAAUGAUGGGAUCACCUCCCCCACGGUGAGAAACCAUGAGAAACCAAGGUUCCACGAAUUCACUUCGGCAUAAAAAGAUGUAAAGACUGGAUGACGGCAAUAUUGAGGUGCACAAUCACGAGUGACGAAAUGCUCAAGGGAUCCCAAGAGGAGCCUUUAAACAUUAAAGUAGAGCUUUGCUAUUCCUUCAUUCAUUCCUAAAGACUUGCUAGGAUGCAAUAACCUAUCCUAUGUACAUUUGUUGUAAUUUUAUAUAUGUAUAAAUAUAUCUAAU